Messenger RNA from Varroa destructor (honeybee mite), 11501 nucleotides. RefSeq names its product casein kinase II subunit alpha (gene CkIIalpha). Gene Ontology annotation, biological process: peptidyl-serine phosphorylation; peptidyl-threonine phosphorylation; regulation of cell cycle. The record is from RefSeq and is a predicted model, not a curated record. NCBI's taxonomy places the organism in Eukaryota, Metazoa, Arthropoda, Arachnida, Mesostigmata, Varroidae. Gene Ontology annotation, molecular function: protein serine/threonine kinase activity; ATP binding. Gene Ontology annotation, cellular component: cytosol; protein kinase CK2 complex; nucleus.
UACUGUUAACACCGCGGCUGCUACUGUGACCGACUGUUAUACUGAGAUCUGUUCUGCUUGUCUUCCGUUGACGCAAGUUGAAUUUUGGCGCCAAUUUUUGUAUCGGUCCGGCGUUGUCCGCCAUCUUGAGGCCAUGUUUUGCUUUUUCUAGGCCUCGCCUUGGCGAAAUUUCUCGCUCGUUUUUCACAUGAGCUUUGCGUUGCGCACUUCGUCCAACGUGUGGUGAGUUUUCCGGAGUCUCGUCAGAGCCUAUGGCAUGUCUGUGACGUAAAUCGGUUUCAUUAACAAGCGUCAGUGGACUAUUAAAAACUAGCGGGGUUCGGUCCAACAUCGUCGGUGUAGUUCAUAUAUCUGCGGGCUGCUGCGGGUUUCUGCCGCUGCAGCGAAUCCAUCUACCGGGUUCUACUGCACAAGUUCGACUUAACCUAGAAGAUCCACUAGAGAGUAAGCAAGCAAGCAAACAUAUCUCCCCACUGUAUUAUUAUUAUUAUUAUUAUUAUCAUAGUCGUGCACGUAUGUGAGUGGCGUCGAAGUUGCGGCGCGUGCGGCGACCCGUGGCGUUAACUUACUAUUUAGUGUGUGACUGCGAAUAACUGACGAAUCAACGUAACAGCGGCUGUUUCUGUGUAUUGCCUCAACGCUGCCGUUUUUGCCGGUGUAGGUUAGCGUGCUAGUGAGCCUGCCACACCGUGUUCAACGAGUAUGUGCUGAUGUAAACGGAACCUUUCUGAUGGUGCCUGGAAGGUAUUGUUAAGCUUCUCAGUUGUCAUUAAAUCGAGUCGUCGUUUUCGUCGCGCCCAUCUCGAGAGCAAAAGGAAAUCAAAGCUACAUCAAAUGGAUAGCCUACCGUGCGUGCUUCGUGCUGCAUGGAGCGCAUGCCAAUAAUGCGAAAACAGGCACAGAUUCUAAUAGCACCGGCUCUGUGCACGUGAGAGCCAGAAAAGUUCAUGACGAGAGUUCGAGUGAAAGGGAAAGCAAACAACACCGUAUUUGUAUAUCAUCAUAUGUAAAACAAGAAUAUAUAAUUCUCACCGUACAGUUGUGCAACAUAGAGUGCACGUCUCGACCUCGACUGGCGUGUAUAGCUGUUCUGCUACGUUGGUAGUAAUUAGUUGUAGGGUGCUGCUAUUGCGCCUCGAUCAGUUUUUACAUGUGUUUAGUUUACUUCGUUUAUAAUAUCUAAUAGAUGUCCCGUAACUAAGUUGCUAUUGUGUACGUUGUCGACGAAGUCUGACUUUAGUAGGUUUGAAAAUUCAGGUGCCUCGGGCACAUGUCUGGCUCUUGUAGUCGCGUCUUUCAUGAUAUCAUAAGCAGUACCAACGUUUUGAACCAGUUGGCUCUUGUCAUCACAUCUUUCAUGAUAUCAUAAGCAGUACCAACGUUUUGAACCAGUUGGCAGUAAAAAAAAAACGGGUGCCAAACAUUUACCGUUCAUCUGUGCUGUGCUAAGAAAUAAGAAAAUGCGCUAGUAAAAUUAGUGUCGCAUUAUUUAACUUCCAUCAAACGAAAAUCAGCUGGAUGAAUGUAAAAUUACGUUGAUAUUGACGAUUAGUGCAGCUGUGCGUGUAUUUCCUUGCAAUACUCGUAAAUAUACCGGCGUUCCGUUGUUUUAAAUUUUCUGUUCUGUAUUCGUACAUGGGCAUGCGAUGUGACAUGUGUGUGUCUUUGUGUAACACUAAUGAGAAAGCCCGUGUUUUGCCCUGUGCGGCUGAUGGUCGUGGACUUGCCGAAACACUAUUUUCGAAAAAAGGCGUCAUCUAGCUUUGCGUCGACGUGUCUAUCAUAGCAUCAUUCGUCUUGUUCGAUUACUAGUACAAAAAGAGCUUUAUCAACGAGCUUGAGAAAUAAAUUUGUAGAAAAUCUCAGAUUAGUUGCACGGCGUGCGCCAUUACUAAUGUUUGUGGUAACUAUCUGAUUGUACUGACGGGACUGUUUCAGUCUGCUGUUGACGAUCGCAUAAUCGCAGUUUGUUGUUCUAGAUCGGACCUGUUUUUUUUUUCAAUAUGUUCUUUUGCCAAAGUCUGCCCCAUAACGCUCCCGUUACUUCUCUGCCUAGUCACCAGUCUUUAGUUUGUUUGAUGUACUGCUUAUCUAACGGCUUGCGAAAUUGCGGAUUCUGUUCUGGCUAUUUCACACUCGUUGUUAUUUGAUUGAAAUUCCAUCGUUUUUACCUGAUUUCUAUAGUGUGUGAUUCGUAGUCGUGUUAACGGGAUUGUCGUUCACGUUGUUCCGGUUACUCAUGUUUGCCUGUGCUUGUUUAUCAACGGGGCAAGUAGGUGCGUCUUACACCAAGAACAAACGGUGUCUUUGAUUGAUGAUCCUUCUUAAACGAUUGGCCGGUCGAAUUGCAUUGAGAUACCUUUUCAUUAAAUAGUUCAAUCGUUACAGAACAGUGCCAUAACCAACAUUUCCAAGUUGUGCAAUAUUCUUCUAAAAAAGGAAACACUUACUCCAUAAGUCGGCUCAAUCGCCGCUUUAAUAAAAAGGCUGACGUAAGCUACGACAUCGGCUCAAAAUCCUGAUAUGUUUAUCAGCGAUCAGAGCGCGGAUAUUGUGCCGUGGUGCCUAUUAAUACGGUUCAUGCUACCCUCGCUACUGGCCAUAAUCGAUCAUCUUUUUCCGAUUUGUCAACCCUCCAGAGGGAGCGAUCCGACUGAAAGUCUAUCCGCUGAAGUAAUGAUAUUAUCCUUUACUUGUUGUUGUUGUCAUUGUAAUAGUAUGUUCCUGUUCCUAUAGGUAGAUAUUAGACAUAUGAAUAAAUAUGCGAAGUGCAGGGAAAAAAACCAUGUGAAGGCGUGAUUUACCAACUUACCCCUAGUAAUUAAGAAACAAGAUGGCUUUUCUAACUACUUAGUUCCCAUUGUGAGCAGUGUUACGCUAUUACGUAAAUCUAGCUGGUUAGCGGCCAUAAAGAUCAGUAUGGUCGUAAGCAAUGACAAAGCAGCAGUCAUUAGAUGAACCACUGCCAUUAGACAUCUACGACUGUUGCGUAGGACAUGCAUUGCGUGGGCGGAACUUCUGUCGCUGUCUUUCAAAAUUGUCAUCGACAAAAUCGCAUGAUUCUUACGUUGCUUUAAUCUUUGUUCGCCCCGCUACUUUAGUGCCUAUUGUUGAUAUUCCUGGAAGGCAUUAACGAAAAAUACGGUGGGUUAUUUUCGAGAAGCUUCGCCAAGCCAAGGAUUAUCUUUAAUCACGUAUAAAUUAAUCGCCGUGUAUAACACAUACACGUAACGGAACGCAUUUGUUGAAGCUUUCUUUUAUACAUUGUUUGUCUACCAUAACGACUAAUGAAGAAAUUAAUAUAUAAAGUAUCAUUCAUUACGUCUUCGCCUCAGAUGGGGUUUGAAUGACGCCUUUUAGGUACGAGUAAAAGAAGGGUGAUGAGAAGACAACAAACUAGAAAUAUUAUUACCCGGGAGGAUUAAGGAUAAUACCCGUCAUAUUUCGUAUAUCAAGUACUAUCCUUACCAUAUAUUGUGCCCAGUUCACUUUGGCCAUCAUUACUACUACAACCAAUAAAUGCCCCUUCGUUGCUACUACAGGUACCUGUGUAGCAUCGUGCUCGACUCAAGAGUCCGCGGGGCUACUGCCGCUUCCGUUGCCAGCGGGUACAAAUAACGCGACCUGACUGGUACUUCUGCCCUAUCUAGACAGCUACCCCCAUAACACCGAGGUACGAUGAGGGGUUGUGAUGAUAGUUCGGUUUAAGUGAUUCAUGUUGAGUAUUUGAUAUAUGAUUAUUUGCUGUAUAUAUAGGUAUAACUGCAUAUACCUCGUUGUGCGUGAUAGAGAUUUUAUAAUAGAAACAGGACCGAGGGGUGAAAAGGUGAGAUCAGAGUGCAUGGACAGUCGCUUGUGAGUAAUAAAAACUUUUUACUUUUAUAUAACGUCGGCGUCUGUCGAUAUGUACGCAUUUUGUUGGGUAAAUCUAUUGCUUGUUAGUGUAUGUUUUUUACUGUGUGUUUGAAAAUUUCGUUUAGUGGUGCUCACUAUAGAAGUGCUGGUUAGUUUCUCAUAUGACUAGAAACUGUUUAAUAUGCGAACUUCGAUGAUGACGGCUGUUACUAUUGUAGAUGACCUAUAGAAGGGACAGUGUAAUUUAUGGGACAAGAAACGUUCGUAUAUGCUUCCACUUCCAAGGCUGUUCGAGCUGGGUGUAAGCAUUUACUGUAUAAGUUUAUUAAACAAUUAGUGUGCCUUAGAAAGCGGAACAAAGUUUCACUUAAGGCAAUUAAGUCAAAAUAGAAAGACUCAUAAAACUCUCGUAUUGACAUGAUUUCAUAAUGAAGGCAGCUUUUGCAGUGUUCGAGACAGUUACUACUAUAGAUAAAAGUAUAGCUAGGUAUAAAUUUUUGACCUCCAAAUUAUCUGUAUCUUUCCAAAGGUGCGUUUUGAACGUCCACACACGUAUCUCUUUACCUGCGUAUAUUUACUUAUGAUGUAUCGCCCACUUACCAGGGUGUGAUAGGUCGACGAAACAUCGUUAAUGCUUCUAGCGAUUCGGCGGCAAACGAGCGACUGAUGUUUUCGUAACAACUUAACACAAUAUGUCCAAGUUUUAGCACGAUAAUCAGCAGCCUUCGACAAAAUAGCAACCCCAGCUAGUAGCAAACCAAUUUUCUGUGAAUUAGCAAUGGGGCAUGAACCCGGGCGAUGGGAACACAUAAAGGCUCAUAUGCCGGUUGUUAGCUUUUGGUUGAACAUAAUCAAGCUGCACCUGAGAGAAAGAUAACAGAAUUUGUUUCGGCAUCAUGGUACCAUUUCGAUGUUAUCAGCUAUAAUAUAACAUGGCAUAUGCUUAUGAUUGAGUGCAUAUACUAAUUGCCUAUAAUACAUAAAGCCAAAAAAUAUAUAAGUGUAAAACCGUUUAGCACAGACUUCGUACCAAACUUUCCAUUUUGUUUGUACGUAUUGUAUUAUAUAGUAUGUGAUUUGAUACGAAAUAAGAAAUCGCAACAAAUAGUAGCUAUUUACAAUAAUGAUGAUGACUUGCCAAGCCGUUUUUCGAGAAACUAUGUAAUCGCCUUUACUCUUUUUCUCAUUCGUUUAUUCACAGAGGAGGUGGAGUUCGCUUGGUUUCAGCCGCAGCCACUCCAAAACUACCCCUAAACUGCGAAGCGCAGUCGGAGGCGUGCCGUAUACCUACAGACAAAAGUGUGGUUUCAGUAGUAGUAGUAGUCGUAAUAGUAAUUAGUAGUAGUAAUAGUAGCAACGGUAGUAGUAGUAGUAGUAGUAGUGGCAUAGUUCAGUGGUAACACAAAACGUUCACGAAGUUUCCUCACCGUUUCUGCAUUGCACCUGAAACUUCAGCAUAGUGUUUUUAUCAACAGCCUCCAUACUCGUCGCCAUCGAAAAUAGGCAGCGGCCAAUUAUAGUUCCAUCUGUUACAGACCCCUUUACCAGUGUUACCAUUCAAUCCACCGCUGACGUCGACGACACCUGCAGCGACUAUCCCUGCCACUCCUUCAGUCGGAGCCUCAAACAGCGCCGGCUGAACUGUUGACAGACAAGAGUUUAGUCUUAUUGGCGGAAUUAGUGGUAACGAUCAUCGGGGGGGUCCGACGGCGGCAAACGCCGGCGUGACAAUGGCGGGGCUAGGGGGACAAAAUAUCGCGCCUAGCAGCAAAUCGCGCGUAUAUGCUGACGUCAACUCGCACCGACCACGUGAAUACUGGGACUAUGAAACGCACACGAUCUCGUGGGGUAACCAGGACGACUACCAGCUAGUGCGAAAACUCGGCCGCGGAAAAUAUUCUGAAGUAUUCGAGGCUAUCAACGUCACAAACAAUGAGCGGUGUGUUGUUAAAAUACUUAAACCGGUUAAAAAGAAAAAGAUCAAACGUGAAAUUAAGAUUCUUGAAAAUCUCCGCGGGGGACCAAAUAUCAUUACCCUGCAGGGCGUCGUAAAGGAUCCGAUAUCACGAACGCCAGCGUUCAUCUUUGAACAUGUCAAUAAUACAGAUUUUAAACAACUUUAUCAGACGCUGACAGAUUUUGACAUUCGCUAUUAUCUAUAUGAACUGCUCAAGGCCCUCGAUUUCUCCCAUUCGAUGGGAAUAAUGCAUCGAGACGUGAAGCCACACAAUGUGAUGAUUGAUCACGAGGAGCGCAAGCUGCGAUUGAUUGAUUGGGGUCUCGCUGAAUUCUACCAUCCAGGCCAGGAAUAUAACGUCCGAGUUGCGUCACGCUACUUUAAAGGUCCCGAGCUUCUCGUUGAUUAUCAGAUGUAUGAUUAUUCGCUUGACAUGUGGUCACUGGGAUGCAUGCUUGCGUCGAUGAUCUUUCGGAAGGAGCCAUUCUUUCAUGGACAUGACAAUUACGACCAGCUAGUACGAAUUGCUAAGGUACUAGGCACCGAGGAACUGUUUGAAUACACUGAGAAAUACUGCAUCAUCCUUGACGCACGGUUCAACGACAUCCUCGGCAGGCAUUCGCGAAAGCGGUGGGAGAGAUUUGUGCAUUCGGAUAACCAACAUCUUGUCAGCCCAGAAGCUCUAGACUUCCUUGACAAAUUGCUCCGAUAUGAUCAUGCAGAAAGAUUAACAGCAAAAGAAGCCAUGGAGCAUCCAUAUUUCUAUCCUGUAGUAAACCGCGCCAAAGAAAUUGGCGGUGCCAGUACAACAAUGCCUGGUGCCACACCGUCUUCGCCAGGUACCGCGUCACCAAAUUCGCAGCAAAGUGGACAACCGCCGACAUCCGCAUCCGCCAGUGGACAAAAUAGCCAAGGUAACAACAGCCAAGCCAGUUAGACACAGCCAGCCCCAGACGGCCACGACAACCAAAAGGAUAACCACUAUAACCCACCAUUAAAUCAAGUUCACCACCCAUCGGCCACUUCUUCAACGCUCGCUCGCCCUCUGUGUCAAUCAUUUGCGGCAACAGACACCUUGGCAACAACUAGCGCACUCCCUGUGAUGACGGUGACACGAUGACAGCACCAACCCGACCCAUCCUGCUGCUGCUGCUGCCUCCGAAGCCAAUGCCACUGCCUGCUGUUCAAUACUUCGGUAACAGGUGAACAUGGCACGCAGAGUGGCAAGGCAACGGGAAAAUCACGAAUCGUGUGCAUGUGCGUGUGUGUGUGCGCGUGUGAGAGAAAAAGAUAGAAACACAUUGAAGGGGAGCUCGACAGGACUGGGGUAUUUGUGGGGUAUUUGUCUUAAUUCCGCUGGCUCGGCUCCAUUCAUCAGUCCCCUGAACUGAAGUGAAAAAGCUCAGAAACGUUACCAGUCACCCGUUGUACCUGCAGUCUUCCACUGUUCUUACAAAACUUGUAGUAGCGACGAUAGAAUUAGUAACAGUAGCGUAGCGUUAAAGCUGUAGUAAUCGUAGUUGCAGUUGCCGUUGUUGUCUCUGUCGAUGGUCAAAUUUGACAGUACGUUAGCCUCUUUUCCGAGUGCUUUGUUGUGAUGUAGCCAAAACCAACAAACAAGAGGGAAUUUUUAGCGGCAGCAGCGCGUAGUCAACUCACACCGAGAGUAAUAAACAUAAACAAUUGGGCAAUAGCAGGUUGCCGCCGUUGUAUAUGCCGAAUCAUAAAAACCGUUUUACAAUACAAACAUAUUUACUCACAUAAAGAAGACAAUGCAAUUUACAUGUUAAGUAAGGCUGCCCUGAUGGAGACAUUGAGGAAUCCAGGAAGCAAAAAAACUAUUUUUCUGUUUUUACGAGGCCAUAAGGCUAUAAUGGCACAAAUCGAUUAUAUCAAUCAAAUUAAAAGGAGAGGGAGAAAGAAAGAGAGAGAGAGAGAGAGAGCAAGAGAGAGAGAAAGAGAGAGAAAGAGAGAGAGAGAGACUAUAUACCGCCUGCUGUCUUUUCGCAGGAAAAAGUUCAUUCCGGACACAAACGAUUUGCGGAAAUUCUGGAACAGUGAAUAUUCCCGGGAAAAAAGACAACUUUAUUAUUACUGAUUAAGGCUGCUGCUGCUGCAGCUAUUAAGUAUGGUGCAGUGUGCGAAAUAAGCCUCGGGUAUAAUUUUGCCAAGUGCUUUGCCUGUCUAGGUUGCGCUGUUUCUACUAAAUACCUAUCGUAGAUUCGUCAAUCUCCAAGGAGAAAUAGGGCUCUGUAUACCCCGUCUUGCAGUCACAGGUCUGAGAGUCUUAAAUGCUAUAGGGGAAUUUUCAUAGUGGGUAAAUCACCUUCACACACAUCGCGUUCGCGUACCCAACGAAAGCUCUACUGUUUUAGCUGCGACAAAUCGAACACUAGUACAGAAUAGUAGUAAUCACAGCGCCUAAGAUUCUAAGAGUCUUUGUUUUCCCUCGAAAAAUUUAAUAUCGCAAAUGUAAUUGAAGGAAAUACAGCUUGUACAUGUAUUUUUAUGCUGCUAGGAGCAAUUUAGUCAGACACUAACAGCCCAUCGGCAGUGACUGUGUAUUCAGGUGCAUUGACAAGAUACUGAUUUUGGCAGAGCUCGUAGUAUAAGACCUCGAACCAUAUGGAGUGACGGUGAGAAAAAGAGCCAUUUAGUGUGAAUAUAUACUGUAGACUCAAACAGGCAGAACUAAACUGAAUGAGUGAGCGAGAAAUAUAAAUAACGUACAAUAUAUUUAUAGAAUUAAGUAUAUAAAUACAAAAAAAAAUAGAACGACAUUCUCAAUUCGAGGUUUGAAAAGCAUUAUUUGAGCAUAGCGUCAAUGAAACAAAUAAAAAGUUAAGUGAGCAAAAUGGAGUUUUGGAACUUAAAAUGUAUAGUGGAAGUCCUGAAGAUCUUUUUGACUGGAAGCAACUGUGAGGAUGUCGGGGAAGGCUUAAGUACGCUUAUAACAAGAACAUAUGGAGUCGACCAAGCAGGAAAAAGAAGAGGCUAUAAGAAAAAAACAAAGGUUUUCAAUAACCAAAGCCAAGGCAUUCGAAUAUCAACUAAGGAAUGAAACGUUUGAAUGAGCGGUCCGAUCUCGCCCUUAUAUGACUUCUGUGUCAAGAAAUCGUUAAGCCGAGGCCUAAAUCACAAAAAGAAAAUCUAUGUAAUGACUGAUACACGACGCCGGCGGCAGUAGAUGAUAGAAACAGAAUUAAUAGACAUUUUUGUCUGAGGAUAUGAAAAACCACAGAAAUACAUAGAGACUGGGGAGGCGCAAAGUGCACUGUUCGAGUGCAAGGAAAAACACGGGGAGUUAUGGAGAGGGGGAAGGUCUGUCAUGCAAUGAGUUUUAAGCGAACACUGACAAGAAAGACCGUACGAAAAACAGUAGUUGAAAAAAAUAAUGUUGACGAUAUUGACGAUGAUGCUCCGUAAUCGUUACCAACAGUUGCUCUACAUCCUUUGUGGUGUGAUUUGAUGGUUUUACGAUGGUGAUAAUGUUGAUAUUGAUUUCUAUGGUUUUCCGCAUCAAAAACAACAAACAAAAAAUGUAAUAAUAACAAGUUGAAAGUGGUUGAUUAAAAUAUAUAUUCUACAAGUAUAUUGAUGACUUUCGACGGUUGCUUACUCGAGCUAAAACAGACAACCGCAUAACGAUUCUAGCAAACAUUCUCACAAAAACACAGUCCUGUACUAACAAAUCUUCGUAGAAAUGGCAGCAACACAGCCAAAUUAAAUGUUGAUAUAACGACAACGACAGAAGCAGUGUAAGUACUUCAACAUCUAAGGAUACGAAUAUAAACUGAAUUGACAACAAACACGCAGUUCCACUAAGGACCUACAUCUAUUAAAGAUUAACACAGCGUAACGUCUUAAACGAUUGAAAAAACGAUCACAGAUGCACCAUUUAACGUACCAAAUACGUUAUUAGGAAUAUACUAAAUAAACGCAAAUGCAGAAGCGGCAAAAACAAAAAAAUGAUGCUGAAAAUACGAUGGAAACGAAACAAAACAAUGAUGAGGUAAUCGAAUAUAAAUCACUAACAUGACUUCCCUCCAUCAUAAUCAUCAUUCUAACAAAAAUAAGAUAAGGAUAAGAAACUAAUAACGAAAAAAGCUAGGAGAUUUAUCGUUGACCGGAUAGACGAGAUGAUUUGGAGUGCGUCGAGAUAGGUCGAACGCAUGAGGAGAAUGGCAACAAAUACGAUGCAGAAAUAUAGGCGCGUCUUGGGUGUUAACGUAAUGAGGCGUCAGAUGAGUUUUCGCUGGGACAGGGCAAGACUAGGUCGUGAAAGGAGGUAGGAUUUAAAACUAGUAAUGAAAGCAAAAAACGAUAACUAAAGGUGAAGAAUGACUAUAAUUAAGGGGUAUUGUGUUUUAGGAUGAAAUCAGGUGUACAACACUAUAAUGAUAAUAAUGACACGAAUAAAUAAUUGGCGAAUAAAAAUGGGCUGUUGUAAAAUGUGCCACGCGUCCAUAGAUGAGUAAAUGUGAUGGACACGUACGCACAGAUGUGCAUGGCGGGUUGCCGUCAACCAAUGAUCGAUGAUGACAAUUGUGAGCUCUCGGCAAACCACGGAGUGUGGAGUAACAAUAGGGAAUUCGGAACGGAAAAAUGGCACAUGAAGCUUGUGCUUGCUUCUAUUUCGCAUUUCACAUUCUGAUCCGAUCCAUGCUGCUAUAUCGAUCUGUAAUAUAGAGAAAUAUAAUGAGGAAUUAGGUAUUUGAAUGAGGAAGAAACGGCUUAUUAAUAAAAGCAUGUCAAGAUAAUUGCUCGGUUGCGCUAUAUACACCGGUCCCAGGCUCACCGUAAGAAUUCUAGCCAUGAUUCAGCCUAGUUCUUAAUAUUCACGUGUCGGUCGCUGUAUGAUGGGAAAAUACUUGAGGAAUCUUAAGGCUUGAAAUGGACGUCAGACCAGAAUCAUACCUGAACAUUAGCGAGGUUCAUUUCGGACUGUUUCUUAGCGCGUGUCUGUGGGAUAACUGGCCGCAUGGCACAAAAAUCAAAAGACAAUUUGGAGAACCACAAACGAAAACAAAUAACCUACUUGCCUUGAACGAUGAAACUCUUAGUGAGGAACGACAUUGAGUCAUAAAUUUAUACAGUUCAUGUAUACACAUAUAAACGUUCAUUAUUCAUUCUAUUAUUAUGUAUCCUAUACCAUUGGAUUAUGAUGAGGCGUUGACCACGGCAGGCUAAAGCAGUCAUCGGCGUCGCCGUCACUUCUGCUAUCACCGCCACGUGAAAGCCAUAAGACUUGGAUUUGAAACAAAAAUAUCAGUAAAUAGACGGGUGACAAUUAAAAGAACCAGCCAAUAAGGCGAGAUGAGCGGUAUAGUCUAUAGGGACCCGAAAAGGGGUGUGCGGGGUUAGUUAUGAAGUUGAGGAUAGGAAGACAAUUUUUGGAGCUACAGAUGUCGAUACAAAAAAUGUCUUAAAAGUUAGGCAAAUAGGUCGAGAUGAACGUAAAAUGUAGUGAACCGGAUUGAAAACUGGGUUUAGCAUGUAUUUGUGGCUUCUUUUUCCAUCGGUAGGCAAUCUUUUUCCAUCUUGGCCUGAAUUUUGUAUUAUACAUUAUAUAUAAAUAAAAUGGCAUCGGUUUGAGACAACAUUACGUACGAAAAUGAGGAGAUAGUUGUAUUCUGAACCUUGUAGUGUAGUUAAUGUACGCACGUUAGUACUAACGAAGACAGCAAAA